UUUCUCAGGUGACUUUCCCUGUGAGGAUCUUCAAGUUAAUGGGGGUGGAGUCAGUGUUGGUGACGAACGCAUCAGGAGGAAUUUGUCCAGACUUUAAAGUUGGUGACAUCAUGAUCAUCAAAGACCACAUCAACCUGCCGGGAUUUGCUGGGCAACACCCGCUCUGUGGACCCAAUGACGAGCGUUUUGGGAUCAGGUUUCCGUGCAUGUCGGACGCAUACAGUAAGGAUCUGCGGCGUCUUGCAUUGGACGUGGGCUCGGAGCUUGGCUGCCGUGACUUUAUCAGAGAGGGAGUUUACUGCAUGGUGAGCGGACCCAACUUCGAAACCAUCGCUGAGGCCAGGAUGCUGCUGAUCCUGGGCUGUGACUCUGUGGGAAUGAGUACAGUUCCUGAAGUGACCGUAGCUAAACACUGUGGACUCAGAGUUCUUGGUCUGUCCCUUAUCACCAACAAGGUGUCCCUGGACUACAGUCGCGAGGAGAAGGUGAACCACGACGAGGUUCUUCAGAUCAGUAAAAUGAGGGCGGAGCUUCUGCAGAAACUCGUCUUCACGCUGAUCUGCCGUUUCCAGCAGCAAAGUAUCAACACGCACUGAAAGACGAGUCAAUUCAGUCUCCCAUUAGUUCACUACAGUUUAUCACUUCAUCCCUUCAUCAGGUCAUUAGUAGCCAGAACCAGUCAGUGCAGACCUCUGUCACACUGAGGUGGAAACCAAAACAAUGAUGAUAAAGGGAGAAAUGAAAAACUGAUUUCACCUUGAACAUCCUUUCCUAACCAACCCUAACCCGUCAUCCACUCUGUUUUGACGCCUCCCAGGCAACCAAGAACCACAUACACACCAAAUAACAUUCUGUAAAUUACAAGAAUAGUCACUGGAGGUGCAGAAGGAGAUCAUGCAUCCCAUGCUUCACCAACCCACAUGUAAAGAUUGAUAGAUAACUCCGGUGCGACAUUCCAUCAUAUCUGCCCAUAUCGAAGAAACUUACACCCAAUCCACAUGGACGACAAUAACCCCACUACCACAUAUAAACAACCAGCUCCUUAAAACAAGUCGGAUUACAUUUCCGAAUGCUACCACCUACGUUCCAAUAAAAAAAAUGUACUCACAGGUUGGAGUCUCAGAAACAAGGGCGUUAGGGAGGGCUGCGAUGUACUGAGGGAAUUUCUUAGGAUCUCUGCGUACCACAGCUUCAAAAACCUGACAGACCUCGUCCACACUGCAUUCAAUAUUGAUACUGCAGAUAAGAAAGAGCUUUGAGGUUCUGAAAUUGGUUUUAUCAGCCUCACCCACAUAAUUAGCUCCAGUCCGGAGUAGGCUCUAAACAUGUUUCUGGCCUUAAAAUCCACAACAACAGGGACUGGACCAUGGCUUAGCGACAGAUAGCACAUGGGAAAUGGAUCCAUUUAUUAAAAACUAUAGAUCCAUCUGGUUUAAAUUCUGCUUGAUGUUUCUUCCAGUUAAUGAAGAGUUUUUUUUUCUCUCAGUCGUCAAGAGUUUCUAACUGUAGGAACUGUUGGUUUCUCUAUCAUUUUCAAGAUCUUGACCUUCUAUGUAAAGACCCUUGAGAUAAUGUAUAUUAUGGUUUGGUGCGAUACAAAUAAAAUUGAAUUGGGUCAAUGUCUCGCUCA
This is a messenger RNA of Paralichthys olivaceus (Japanese flounder), 1630 nucleotides long. NCBI's taxonomy places the organism in Eukaryota, Metazoa, Chordata, Actinopteri, Pleuronectiformes, Paralichthyidae. The record is from RefSeq and is a predicted model, not a curated record.